UUCAGAUACACCCGUUCGCUGCUAGACAGCUCGCCCUGCUUAGUAAACACACCGCGUCCAUCUUCAGACAUUUGCUCAUACACAUCCCUCCCGCAGGAGAGCAAAGAUGGGCUCUGUUCUCGGGCUGUGCUCUAUGGCCAGCUGGAUCCCCUGCCUUUGUGGCAGUGCUCCUUGCCUGCUGUGCAGAUGUUGCCCAAGUGGAAACAACUCCACUGUAACCCGACUGAUUUAUGCCUUCUUCAUGCUUAUGGGAGUGGGCAUCGCCUGCAUCAUGCUCAUGCCUGGCAUGGAAGGCCAGCUGAAGAAGAUUCCAGGCUUUUGUGAAGGAGGAAUGGGUUCUUCUAUCCCAGGUGUAGAGGGUCAUGUGAACUGUGAUGUGCUGGUGGGCUACAAGGCAGUGUACCGUGUUUGCUUUGGCAUGGCCAUGUUCUUCCUUCUCUUCUCACUCCUCAUGAUUAAGGUCAAGAGCAGCCAGGAUCCACGAGCUGCUGUUCAUAAUGGGUUUUGGUUCUUCAAGUUUGCUGCUGCCACUGCUAUUACGGUCGGAGCAUUCUUUAUUCCUGAAGGCCCCUUUACAACUGUGUGGUUCUACAUUGGGAUGGCUGGUGCUUUCUGUUUCAUUCUGAUUCAGCUGGUGCUUCUAAUUGACUUUGCUCACUCCUGGAACGAGUCAUGGGUGGAGAAGAUGGAGGAGGGAAACUCUCGUUGCUGGUACGCAGCGCUGCUCUCUGCCACGACUCUAAAUUACGCCCUUUCAUUGGUGUCCCUUGUCAUGUUCUACGUGUACUACACUCACUCUGACGGCUGCACGGAGAACAAAGCCUUCAUCAGUGUCAACAUGCUGCUGUGUGUGGGAGCCUCUGUCAUGUCCAUUUUGCCCAAGAUUCAGGAGUCUCAGCCCCGGUCUGGCCUCCUGCAGUCCUCCAUUGUUACCCUGUACACCAUGUACCUGACCUGGUCUGCCAUGACCAACGAGCCUGACCGCAAAUGCAAUCCAAGCCUGCUCGGCAUUAUUGGCCUGAACAGCACCAGCUCAGCUGGCAAGGACCAAGUAGUCCAGUGGUGGGAUGCUCAGGGCAUUGUAGGAUUGAUUCUGUUCCUCAUGUGUGUUUUGUACUCCAGCAUCCGCAACUCCAACAACACUCAAGUGAACAAACUCACCCUGACCAGCGAUGAGUCUGCUCUGAUCGAGGACGGCCCUGCUCCUGAGAAUUUUGACGAGGGGGAUAAUUCCAACCGUGCCAUUGAUAAUGAGAAAGAUGGCGUCACAUACAGCUACUCCUUCUUCCACUUCAUGCUCUUCCUGGCCUCUCUUUACAUCAUGAUGACUCUGACCAACUGGUACAGUCCUGACUCCAACUACGAGAUGAUGACCAGCAAAUGGCCUUCUGUUUGGGUGAAGAUGUCAUCCAGCUGGAUCUGUAUCUGCCUGUAUGUGUGGACCCUGGUGGCCCCACUGGUUCUCACUAACCGUGACUUCGACUGAUGAUCAAACUAGAAGAAAGCUCAGAGUGAACCUUGCCUGUCGUUAUUGUGAAUAUCCACCUGUAUAGGACGAGCAAGUGAUGUCAUAUUGUAAAUACCUGAUGUCUGCGCAUUCCCCCUGUGGUUGAGCUCUCCGGUUUGUUUUAACUAUUGCAUGUUAUGUAGUGAUAUUUAUUUGUGAUGUAUGUUAUGAAAGGAUGAAUCUAAAAGACAGACCACAGUUUUCAAGGCGGGAUUAUUAUUUACAUAAACAUCCCAAAGAAAAGUCAGGAGGGAGCUAACGUGUAUACUUAAAAAAGAAAAAAAAAAGUGUUAGUUAUUAUUAUGGAUAAGCUUGUCCAUAUUGUUAAUGUUCGCCAUAAGUUUUGUUGUGGAGAUGCAGCAACAACGCACAUCAUAUUAGAUCAUAAACCAUUGAUUGUAAUUUCCUAUAGAAUGGGCAUAGUAAUUCAGUGGUGCUGCUUUAGCAUGAAAAGAAUCAAUUGCUGAGUAGAGGUUUAGAUUUUCAUGCUUUUUUUCCUACAUAAUGAAUUCCAUUUACACAUGACAUAGCUAGGCUAUGAUUAAAGAUCAUAGAGCUCAUGUUGAUGGUGAUUCCAUGUUGUUUUCAGUGGAUGGAUAAUAACCGACUCCUUUCCCCGAAAGUGUUGCUGCUUGUGUUACUGUAAUUGGUUUGUGCAUGCUAUCAGAUUAACUCGGUCAGGCCUUUAGUUAGGACUGUAAAAUGCCACAGUGCUAACCCUUUUGCAACUUGCACAGUUUAGUUGAGUUUUGAACUUUUUAAUUCUUGUGUUGAAAUGUUUUGCACUGAUCCUUUUUUCUUUGAAACCCCAUGUUGAGAAUUGAUGUAUUAUGAUUUGAUAUCUGUAGUUUUCUUUUACACCGCUAAGGCAUUUAGACGUGUUACCAGCCUGCAGACAUUAUUAGUCUAGUAGUUGCUGUUAAGUAAUGUAAUAGAUGCUGCUGUGUUUUUUUUUUUUUGUCCUUUUGACAAGUGCAUUGUAAACUAUCUCGUCUUAUUCAUUAAAGGUUUAAAACCCCA
Astyanax mexicanus (Mexican tetra) is the source of this 2527-nucleotide messenger RNA. RefSeq names its product serine incorporator 1 (gene serinc1). The record is from RefSeq and is a predicted model, not a curated record. Gene Ontology annotation, cellular component: membrane. The transcript has 10 exons. Bases 107 to 1486 code for a protein of 459 amino acids. Lineage: Eukaryota; Metazoa; Chordata; Actinopteri; Characiformes; Acestrorhamphidae.